Branchiostoma floridae (Florida lancelet) is the source of this 3637-nucleotide messenger RNA. RefSeq lists its product as uncharacterized. Gene Ontology annotation, biological process: protein phosphorylation; signal transduction. The record is from RefSeq and is a predicted model, not a curated record. The transcript is spliced from 13 exons. Bases 5 to 3637 code for a protein of 1210 amino acids. NCBI's taxonomy places the organism in Eukaryota, Metazoa, Chordata, Leptocardii, Amphioxiformes, Branchiostomatidae. Gene Ontology annotation, molecular function: ATP binding; protein binding; protein kinase activity.
CAACAUGGCGGCAGGCCUGAACCUCCAGCCUCAGACCGUAAACGGUCGCCUGAAACUUGACCUGAGUAACCAGGGUCUGACGUCCAUCCCGGAGGAGGUGUUUGAUAUCACUGACCUGGAGUUUCUAGAUGUAUCCAACAACAAACUAACCAGCAUCCCGGAAGCAGUCGGCCGUCUGCAGAAACUUUACCGUUUGGACGCUGACUACAACACACUGACAAGUUUGCCACAGGCGAUCGGUUCCUUGCAGAAAUUAACACACCUGUACAUUUAUGAUAAUAAACUUUCCACCUUGCCUCCUGGUGUGGAAAAGCUGCAGAAGUUGACAAAACUGUUCAUUGGGAAUAAUCAGCUGACGGGUUUCCCCUCAGGUGUCUGCUCGCUCCCUAACCUUGAGGUGUUAGAGGUCAGUUAUAAUAAACUCCCCAACUUCCCUCCUGUUGUGGAAAAGCUGCAGAAACUGAGAACACUAUACAUUAAUGGUAAUCAGCUGACGGAGCUGCAGAAACUGAGAGAACUGCGUAUUUAUGGUAACCAGCUGACGGAGGUGCCCCCAGGCGUCUGUUUGCUCCCUAACAUUGAGUGGUUAAGUGUCAGUAACAAUAAUCUCUCCACCUUCCCCCCUGGCGGGGAAAAGCUGCAGAAACUGAGAGAACUGUACAUUAAUGAUAAUCAGCUGACGGAGGUACCCUCAGGCGUCUGCUCGCUCCCUAACCUUGAGGUGUUAGGUGUCGGUAAGAACCCCAUCAGAAGUCUUCCCGAUUACGUCACACGACUCGCCAGGCUGAAGACUCUCAGUGUCCCCAACUGUCAGUUGGAUGAGUUCCCCAGACAGGUGCUGCAGCUGAAGACACUGGAGGAACUGUACGCUGGCGGCUGCAAGUUUGACAUUGUUCCAGAUGAAGUGGGAAGCUUACAACACCUGUGGUACUUGGCAUUGGACAAAAACCUCCUCAAAACCCUGCCGAGCACCAUGAGUCACCUGCACAACCUACGGGAGGUCUACCUCGAUGACAACAAGUUCGGCACAUUCCCAGAAGUCCUGUGUGAACUACCUGCCAUGGAGAAACUGGACAUAAGUAAAAACAACAUCACCAGGCUCCCAACCGCCCUUCACCGAGCAGACAAGCUUAAGCACUUGGAUGUUUCUGGAAACCCCCUGACAUACCCUCCACAGGAUGUGUGUAAACAAGGGACCGGCGCCAUCAUGGCCUUCCUGAAACAGGAGGCUGAGAAAGACGAGAGAAUUCUCCGUGCCUUCAACCGCCUAUCCGUGAAGGCGAGCCAAACCCAGUGGAAACCUCUCGCCCGGAGCCUGGGGCUCAGCAACAGGGCGAUGGACGCCAUCAAGGCUUCCGCCCCAGACGACGUUCCAGACCAGGUGUACCAGACCCUGGUACAGUGGAGAGAGAAGGAAGGUGAGGCGGCCACACUUUCCGCCCUGGAGCAGCACCUCAGAGACCUGGACUUUCAGCAGCUGGCCGAGCAAAUUUCACCGACACCCAGGACCCAAGAUCGCAGACGUUAUGAAGCCAGAGCCGUCGGUGCUGUUGGUGGCCAAGAGGCGGAUGGUCUGCAGAGCAGCGCAAGAAAAUACCCCAGCGUGACGGUUGACCAGAAGUUUCCCAUCAUCCAUUUUGAACGACUGGAGGAACAGUCCAUUCUCGGCCGUGGGGGGUUCGCCUACGUGAAGAAAGCCCGACAUCUGGACUGGAAGAAGGACGUGGCCGUCAAAUAUCUGCUGACUCGCCAGAUAGAAGGAAGUGAGCAAGAGGUGCUGUAUUCUGAAGCAAGAAAAUUGAAGCUGGCCAGCAAUUCGGUCCACGUCAUCAGUCUGCUGGGGGUCUGUCUGGACCCAAACUUCGCCAUCGUGAUGCCCUACAUGGAGAACGGCUCUCUGGCCGUGCUGCUGCGGGAUGUGGACGUGCCCUGGGCCCUGAGGUGGAGAAUGGCGCACGAGAUCUCCCUGGGGAUGACUUUCCUGCACUGCCAGAACCCACAGAUUCUCCACUGUGAUCUGAAGGCAGAGAACGUGCUACUGGAUGGGGACUUCCAUGUGAAGAUUUCAGACUUUGGGCUGUCCAAGUGGAAGAUGAGAUCUCGUGUUGUCACCCAAACCAGCCCGGAAGGAAGCACAAUCACGCAUGCGCCACCGGAGUACUUCUUGGAUAUCAACCUCGUCCCAACAUCUAUGUUCGAUGUCUACAGUUUUGGCGUGCUGCUUUGGGAGAUCAUUACAAGAGCAGAGCCAUAUGGAAAUGCUAUGAACUCUGCCCUGAUCAGACUUGCGGUGACGUCAGGACAGCGACCUGACAUGACCCUGGUCCCUACAAACCCGCCUGACGUGACGUCAGUGAGUCAGCUGAUGCAGACAUGCUGGAGCCAGAACCCGGAGGACAGACCCACAUUCCAGGAGUGUGCAGACCGUCUCCUUGCCGUGACCAGCAGGUCUAGUAAAGAGGACAUUCUACAGGCCAUCAUUGACGUGAUGAAGGAAAAGGGUUCCAACAUGGCGGCAGGCCUGAACCUCCAGCCGCAGACAGUCAACGGUCGCCUGAAACUUGACCUGAGUAACCAGGGUCUGACGUCCAUCCCGGAGGAGGUGUUUGAUAUCACUGACCUGGAGGUUCUAGAUGUGUCCAAUAACAAACUAACCAGCAUCCCGGAAGCAAUCGGCCGUCUGCAGAAACUUUACCGUUUGGACGCUGACGGCAACAUGCUGACAAGUUUGCCACAGGCGAUUGGUUCCUUGCAGAAAUUGAUACACCUGUACAUUUAUGAUAAUCAGCUGACGGAGGUACCCUCAGGUGUCUGCUCUCUCCCUAACCUUGAGGUGUUAAAUGUCUAUAACAAUAAACUCUCCACCUUCCCUCCUGGUGUGGAAAAGCUGCAGAAACUGGGAACACUGUACAUUAAUGGUAAUCAGCUGACGGGGGUGCCCCCAGGCGUCUGUUUGCUCCCUAACCUUGAGGUGUUAAGUGUCGGUAAUAACAAGCUCUCCACCUUCCCCCCUGGCGUGGAAAAGCUGCAGAAACUGAGAGAACUGUACAUUCGUGAUAAUCAGCUGACGGAGGUACCCUCAGGGGUGUGCUCGCUCCCUAACCUUGAGGUGUUAAGUGUCGGUAAGAACCCCAUCAGACGUCUCCCCGAUUACGUCACACGACUCGCCAGGCUGAAGACUCUCAGUGUCUCCAACUGUCAGUUUGCUGAGUUCCCCAGACAGGUGCAGCAGCUAAAGAUAAUGGAGGAACUGUAUGCUGGCGGCUGCAAGUUUGACAUUGUUCCAGAUGAAGUGGGAAGCUUACAACACCUGCAGGUCUUGGCAUUGGACAAAAACCUCCUCAAAACCCUGCCGAGCACCAUGAGUCACCUGCACAACCUACGGGAGGUCUACCUCGAUGACAACAAGUUCGGCACAUUCCCAGAAGUCCUGUGUGAACUACCUGCCAUGGAGAAACUGGACAUAAGUAAAAACAACAUCACCAGGCUCCCAACCGCCCUUCACCGAGCAGACAAGCUUAAGCACUUGGAUGUUUCUGGAAACCCCCUGACAUACCCUCCACAGGAUGUGUGUAAACAAGGGACCGGCGCCAUCAUGGCCUUCCUGAAACAGGAGGCUGAGAAAGGUGGGACUUGA